GAAGAAAAAACGAAAGGAAAAGGAAAGUUAUUGUGAGAGGGGAGGUCCACGGGACGGGGAGACGCAACGAAGCCCAGCGAUUCGAAUACUCGUCGUUUGUCUUUCGUCGUUCGUCGUUCGUCGUUGAAAUCCAUUGUUGAAGAGGAGGGACCUGGGAGCUGCUGUGGAGAUUAAAAUAAAUAGAUAGAAGGAAAGCGAAGGGGCUGCAGGCUUGACCUUGAGUUGAGAGAGAUGAUAACGCGAUCGAAUCUGGCAGAGCAGUUGAGAGAGUAUCAGAUUCGAUCGAAGCAUGACUGGGCCUCCGUCUCCUUCUUCUCCUCCACCUCUAAUCAUACUUUAUCAAGGGUGGAUGUUGUGCUCUUUGUAAUAUGGGAACUGGUAAUCCUAGCUUUCGUGGUUUUUUCAGCUGUUUCUUUAUAUUUUAGGCAUAUGCGACUUGCUUUUCUCUUACUAUGCAUAGCAAUGCUUUUGCUUUUGUGCAUAAAAAUUACCAAGCAAGUGAGAUUGGCAAGGAAAAAGAAACGAAGGAUGCUUCUUCCCUUAUCUAUGUAAUACUAGAUGAAGGUCACAUACUACCCAACCUUAUGGUGUAAAUCUUGAAAAUUAUUGGCCAAUUGCAUUUGGUCUAUAUCCUCUUUUUUGUUAUUGGAAUGUGUAAUCACACCUUCGAAAUAUUAGUAAAAAGCGGAUGUGAUUACUCUGUAAGAUGCUGAUCCGAGUGGCAGCAAGUUCAUUGAUCGAGAUAGGAAGAUUUAGUGAGUGGGGGGCUAUUACUACUGAGGCAUUGAUGAUUGAUGAUUGAUGAUGUUUGUUUUACUUAUAAACAAUACAAUGACUUGAGAAACAAA
Molecule: messenger RNA, 848 nt
Organism: Prunus mume (Japanese apricot)
Lineage: Eukaryota; Viridiplantae; Streptophyta; Magnoliopsida; Rosales; Rosaceae
Product: NADH-ubiquinone oxidoreductase chain
Source: RefSeq, a predicted model, not a curated record